CAUGGGGAGAAUCCUUAGAGCCUCUCCGCGCCAGCGCUCUCGCACUUUGGCUCCAUGAGUUAGUCUGGUCGUUUGCAAUCGGUGAAGCCGCGGCUGUGGACGGCAGGGCCAGCUUCGCGCUUCUUGGAUCUUUCAACCACUUCGAUGUGGCCCUGAUGGUGCCCUGGACUCGUGACGCUCUGGAGCGAAUUUAAGAAGAUUUUGUUCAUGUGUAUGGCAUAGAAGAUGAAUUCUUCCACCUCCACCAUGAAUGAAGAACCUGAUGCUCUAUCAGUAGUUAACCAGCUACGGGAUCUAGCAGCAGAUCCAUUAAAUAGAAGAGCCAUUGUUCAGGAUCAAGGAUGUCUGCCUGGCCUUAUUUUAUUUAUGGACCAUCCUAAUCCCCCUGUUGUCCACUCGGCUUUACUAGCGCUUCGAUACUUGGCGGAAUGCCGUGCUAACAGAGAAAAGAUGAAAGGAGAGCUGGGUAUGAUGUUAAGCUUGCAAAAUGUUAUACAGAAGACUACAACUCCAGGGGAAACGAAACUGCUGGCCUCUGAAAUCUAUGACAUUCUCCAAUCUUCCAACAUGGCAGAUGGUGAUAGUUUCAAUGAAAUGAAUUCACGUCGAAGGAAAGCUCAGUUUUUUCUGGGAACUACAAACAAACGUGCCAAAACAGUGGUUUUGCAUAUAGAUGGUCUUGAUGAUACGUCUCGGAGAAAUCUGUGUGAAGAGGCUUUGUUAAAAAUUAAAGGCGUUAUUAGCUUUACUUUUCAAAUGGCCGUUCAAAGAUGUGUGGUGCGAAUCCGUUCAGAUUUGAAAGCAGAGGCUUUGGCAUCAGCAAUAGCAUCAACAAAAGUUAUGAAAGCUCAGCAAGUUGUGAAAAGUGAAAGUGGAGAAGAGAUGCUGGUCCCAUUCCAAGAUACACCUGUGGAAGUAGAGCAGAAUACAGAACUGCCUGACUACCUGCCUGAGGAUGAGAGUCCCACAAAGGAGCAGGACAAAGCAGUGUCCCGGGUUGGCUCACACCCAGAAGGUGGAGCUAGCUGGCUGAGCACAGCUGCAAACUUUUUAUCCAGAUCAUUUUAUUGGUGACUUCAAUUUGUGGCUCAAGGACUGUGUGAACCAACAAGGGGCCAGUUUUCCAUUGUUGUGGUGAACUGUCAAGUGCAAUUUGCAAUAAGUUAUCAUGAAAAGUUUUUAGAUUACAUAAUUGUGUAUGCUGCAUUUUACAUAUUUUUUUUUUUGGACAUUUAUCCCAAGUGGUAAAAAGGACAGAGGCUACAAGUGGAGUUGCUUUGUUUAUGAAGGUAUUUUGGUUCUAUUUUCCUUGUUUAAUUGCCUCACUUUUAUAAAAACAUGGGUCCAUCAUUAAACCAAACAUGUGCAGCUUUAUAUUUCAUUUUAUAUGAAGCACGUGAUUAGGAAAACUUAUUUUCUCCUCAAGCCUCAGGACCUAUCUGAAGAAAAGUUUUUUAGUUCAAGUUGUGCAUGAAUUACUGAACAUUUUUCUCUGCUUUUCUUCAAGAAAGAUACUUGCUUUGGUACUCUUCACUGAAAGUUAAAAACAUGUCUCAUUACUCCCCUCUUGUGCCUUUUUUAUUUUGCCAACCAUGUUCUAGAAAACACAUCACUAAUGACAUUUUGUGGAUUAAAAAUAUAUUCAUUUAAAUGUAGUGGUCCUCUAAAAAUAUAACUUAGCAAAAAGUUUGCAAUUUGUUAUUAUAAUUUUAAUAAGAUCAAUACAAAAUCAGUCAUGAAGAAGGAAGCAUCUAUUAUCAGCAAAGUGCUAUUGGAGACUUUGAAUGUGGCCAAAUGUGGUUCUAACUGACUGCCAUUCAGUUUGGUUUAUAUCAGUUCUUGAGAGUUUUGUCCACCAUAAUAUUGGGAGCAACUGUAAAUGGCCUCCAGACCUUACUUUGUGAUUAUAUACAAUCCCCUGGGAAAAAAUACAGUAGUAAAAAACUGACAAACUUGAAAAAAGAAAAUAAGCUGAAUGCCUAUAAUGCCAUAGUGCCACUUGGUAGAGUCUAAGAUACAAAUUGCUUGGUACAUGCCCAUUCAGUAGGUGUUUCCUUGUAUUGCCUUUUAUAAAUUUAUUAUGAACAUGUGGUCAUACUGAAUGAGAAAAAAAAAGACUCAAAUUAUUGCUAUAAAAAAAUAAAGCCAGCAUCGGUCUAUUCAUUCUUGUUUUUUAUGUCAAACCGGAAAAAAAAAAAUCUUCAAGUGGAGGUAAGAUAAGUAAAUAUACAUAUGUAUGCACACACAUAUAUAUUUUGGUAGAUAAGAGCUAACUACAUAUAUGUAAUGCUUUACUAAAUUUCUGAAUUAUUUGGCAACUAAAAUUUUCUUUUUGGAAAUCCAACUAAAUCCAGAUCAAUUUUAAUAUUAAUAUGGUUAUAAACUAAUAAAUUGAAAUUCUUUUCAUCAACAUGUAGAGCUGCUAUUUUACUACUUAGAGAAUAUGGAGUGAAAAUUGGAUCCUGGAGGGUUUUCUUGUAUUUCAUGGCUUCUCUUUUAGAGAAAAUUUAAAGCAUCCAGUGUUACUGGAGAAAAAAUAAGUGAAAUACCAUCAGCAACAAGAUUUUGAGUUCACACACCUUGGGCUCUGAUUUCAUGUGACACAUACAAUUGAAAAUAAUAAGCUUUCCAGGCUUGUAUUGCUUCAAACGCACAAUACUGCUGCCAGAACCAGAUAUGUUGAAAAAAGAAAACAAAAACCAGCUCCUUUCUAUAGCCAUUAAAACAAAGUUUACUGUUCUAACAAGUUUGUAUUUUGUUUUGCAUUGCCACACAUCUGCUUAUUUAAAAAACUACAUCCCUUUGGUGGUAAUGGUACAGUGCAAGUCGGUAUUACAGCUUGCUGUUUGUGUGUUCUAAUUCUAAGUGUUCUUUUAUUCCAGGUCUUAUAGAGCAAUUAAGGCAACUGUAAUGCAUUUUUUUUUGAAAUAUAUUGUAAAAUAAUAAAAGGUAACAUAAUUAAAAUUGGAAUGGCUGUUGCGCUUUGUGGAAUAAGUAUUA
This is a messenger RNA of Talpa occidentalis (Iberian mole), 3000 nucleotides long. RefSeq names its product armadillo repeat containing 1 (gene ARMC1). Gene Ontology annotation, molecular function: protein binding; metal ion binding. Lineage: Eukaryota; Metazoa; Chordata; Mammalia; Eulipotyphla; Talpidae. The transcript has 7 exons. The record is from RefSeq and is a predicted model, not a curated record. Bases 226 to 1074 code for a protein of 282 amino acids.